AUUUUUGAUAUGAGUGUACUUGGCAGUAAAGAAACAAAACCCAUCCAAGAGAAAAUCGUGGAAAGUAUUAAUAAAUGCCCAGAAGAAAUGAGAAAUGAACUAUAUGGGAAUAUUAUAUUUUCUGGCGGGAACACAUUGUUCAAAGGAUACGUGGAAAGACUUAAAAAAGAACUUCAGUUACUCGCACCUGAAGGAACUAACGUGAAUAUAAUUGCACAAGAAAAUAGAGCAUUUGGAGCAUUUUGGGGUAGUGUCGUUUAUGCUAAUCAAUCGACAACAACAUUUGUGUCAAAACAAGAAUAUGAAGAAAAGGGAAUUUUAGUAUUCAACUUUUGA
Entamoeba invadens IP1 is the source of this 336-nucleotide messenger RNA. Its product is annotated as actin, putative. The record is from RefSeq and is a predicted model, not a curated record. Lineage: Eukaryota; Evosea; Mastigamoebida; Endamoebidae. The annotation marks the transcript as partial. The transcript has a single exon.